CUGGCUCGACGGGACAACAACUGUUUCUCACGAGAGAUCUGACCUGUGACCCGGGCAUCAUGUCGUCUCUGAGCGGUAAGGUCCAGACGGUGCUGGGCCUGGUGGAUCCGGACCAGCUGGGCCGCACCAUGACCCACGAGCACCUGACCAUGACCUUCGAGUGCUGCUACUUCCCGCCGGCGCCGCGCGACGAGGCGGUGGCGGCGGACCCCUUCCACAUGCGCCACCUGCACUGGCUGCGGCAGAACCCGUACAGCUGCCGGCAGAACCUGCUGCUGCAGCAGGAGACGGCCGCCGUGCGCGACGAGCUGCUGGCCUACAGGAAGGCCGGCGGCGGCGCCAUCGUGGAGAACACCACCGCCGGCCUGGACCGCGACCUGCCCACCCUGCGGCAGCUGGCCAAGGACACGGGGGUCCACAUCGUGGCGGGGGCCGGGUACUACGUGGACUGCACGCACUCGGAGGACACCAAGAGGAUGAGCGUGGAGCAGCUCACCGACGUCAUCGUCGCCGAGGUUCUCCACGGCGCCGACGGCACCGACGUGCGCUGCGGCGUGAUCGGCGAGAUCGGCACCGGCUGGCCCAUCACGGCCAGCGAGACGCGGGUGCUGCGGGCGGCGGCGCACGCCCAGGCCCAGCUGGGCUGCCCGCUCAUCAUCCAUCCCGGCAGGGAUCCCGCCGCGCCAGCUGCCGUGCUGCGGAUCCUCCAGGAGGCCGGCGCCGACAUCGGCAAGACUGUCAUGUCUCACCUGGACAGGACCAUCUUCGACGAGGCGGCGCUGCUGGAGUUCGCCCAGAUGGGCAGCUACCUGGAGUACGACCUGUUCGGCACGGAGAUGCUGAACUACCCGUACGACCUGAAGGUGGACAUGCCCAGCGACUCGCAGAGGGUCCAGACGCUGGCGUUCCUGAUGAAGGAGGGCUACGAGGACCGGGUGGUGAUCGCCCACGACAUCCACACCAAGAACCGGCUCACCAAGUUCGGCGGCCACGGCUACUCGCACAUCCUCAACAGCAUCGUGCCCAAGAUGCUGAACCGGGGCGUCUCGCAGCAGCAGGUGGACAAGAUCCUGGUGGACAACCCCAAACGCUGGCUGACCUUCAAGUGAAUCGGCGAGGGAGGGGGGAGGGGGGGCGAGCGAGGCAGCCUGCAGAUACGUUCCCUUCAAAUGACUCAACAGCCCGACACAAUGAGAUCCCUCGUCGGCGCCGCCGCCGCAUUCAGACGCUUUUGGACCUUUAAACUCACAAGGCUGCUCUAGGAGUUCGUCCUCUAACUCAGUGCUCAAAAUGUUUUCUGAGUCUGUCUUUUCAAUCGGGAAACCAUGAUUACUUUUUAUAGCGGCCCUCAUUAAUUAAAACUCAUUUUCCAGAUUUUCAUAUGUAAUUUAUUCGCCGGAUCAAAUUCAGCCUCAUUUCAUGUUUUCCUCUCUCCUCUCUGGAUGUUUCCUGU
This is a messenger RNA of Salarias fasciatus (jewelled blenny), 1453 nucleotides long. It is a transcript of the gene pter, whose product is annotated as phosphotriesterase related. NCBI's taxonomy places the organism in Eukaryota, Metazoa, Chordata, Actinopteri, Blenniiformes, Blenniidae. Gene Ontology annotation, biological process: catabolic process. The transcript has 5 exons. The record is from RefSeq and is a predicted model, not a curated record. Bases 60 to 1109 code for a protein of 349 amino acids. Gene Ontology annotation, molecular function: zinc ion binding.